Syngnathus typhle (broad-nosed pipefish) is the source of this 1715-nucleotide messenger RNA. RefSeq names its product PWP1 homolog, endonuclein (gene pwp1). Gene Ontology annotation, molecular function: protein binding. Gene Ontology annotation, cellular component: nucleus. The transcript is spliced from 15 exons. The record is from RefSeq and is a predicted model, not a curated record. Bases 121 to 1587 code for a protein of 488 amino acids. Gene Ontology annotation, biological process: rRNA processing. NCBI's taxonomy places the organism in Eukaryota, Metazoa, Chordata, Actinopteri, Syngnathiformes, Syngnathidae.
GUCAUCAACGUGCGCAAAAACCACGUUGGCUUGUAGGCAGAUAGUUCUGCGUGCGAUAUUUCCAACUUUUAUUUCUAUAGAAUAGUGAAUCUUCGAUUUUACCUUUUUUUUGUGUGAAUUAUGAGUUCUCAAAUCACUUGUGUCGGAUGGGUGAAGCGAGGUGCUGCCAAGGAAACACCGGACAAAGUUGAGUUGACCCAGGAGGAGCUCCAACGCAUCCUCAAUGAGGCAAAAGAUGAGCUGGGGGAACAAGCACAAGAUGAAGAAGAGGAGGAUGACGGCAUUGUAGCAGACAACGAUGCUGGGGAUGUUGCUGUGGAGGUUGUUGAAGUGGAAAAUAAAGAAAAGGAUGAUGAGGACGAUGACCUUGUAGAAUACGGCUUAGAUACCUAUGAUGAAGAAAAUAUAGCAAGGGCCAACGUCGGGGACAGUCUGGCAGGUCUCGCCGUGUUCGCCUCUAAUGAAGAAGACCCGUACAUCACAAUCAAAGACACUGAACAAUACGAGCGAGACGACUUCCAAAUCAAGCCCAACGACAACCUCAUUCUGGCUGGCAAGGCUGACAAGGACUGCUGCAACCUGGAAAUCUACGUGUACAAUGCCGAGGAGGAAUCUCUGUACGUGCACCAUGACAUCCUGCUGCCAGCAUAUCCACUAAGCAUCGAGUGGCUAAGCUUUGAUCCAAACCCUGAGGAAUCCCGAUCCAACUACGCCGCGGUGGGCAAUAUGACAUCACAGAUCGAUAUUUGGGACCUGGACGUGGUGGACUGCCUGGAGCCUGUUUUCUCACUGGGCAGCAAAAAUGUGAAAAAAAAGAAGAAAAAGACCAAGAGGGGUGCGUUGACGGAUUCUCAGGAUGGACACACUGAUGCGGUGUUGGAUUUGUCUUGGAACAAACUGGUCAGGAAUGUCUUGGCCAGCGGCUCAGCAGAUGCGACCGUCAUCUUGUGGGAUUUAGCUCGCGGGAAACCCGCCACUACACUGUGCAGACAUAGCGAUGAAGUUCAGACGUUGGCUUUCCACCCGUUUGAGGCGCAGACUCUCCUGUCGGGAUCCUACGACAAGACUGCUCUCCUGAGCGACUGCCGCAGCCCAGACGGCUACCGCACGUGGCGGUUCAGCGGUCAGGUGGAGCGCUUGGUUUGGAACCACUUUUCACCGUUUAACUUCCUGGCCAGCACGGAGGACGGCUUUGUGUACUGCCUGGACGCCCGUUCCAAUAAGCCGGUUUUCACGCUGAAGGCGCACGACGCAGAAGUGUCAGGUUUGGACCUGAGUAGCCAGAUUAAAGGCUGCAUGGUGACAGCGUCGGCAGACAAAUACGUCAAGAUCUGGGACAUUUUGGGCGACAAACCCAAUCUGGUGCAUUCGAGGGACAUGAAAAUGGGCGUGAUGUUCUGCGCGUCGUGUUGUCCCGAUCGACCCUUCACUUACGCUUUCGGGGGACAGAAAGACGGCUUGCGGGUUUGGGAUAUCACCGAUGUCACAGAUGUGGCGACAGUGUUCGGCAAUCGGGAGCGCUUGGUGGUGAACAAUGAAUCUGAAACAUCCGGUGCUGCAGCCAUGGGAGUGAUGGACACCUCGUAGUGGGACAACACCUAUCCUGAUAUGACAUACUGGUUAAAAAAAAUGUAUAAACAGUUUUGGAAUAUGCUAAUAUAAUAUGAUUUGUUGGUAUUUCAUUCCUAACAUAAAAGUCCCAUGAAAUACUAUAA